AUGAACUGUCGAAAUUUGACAAAGAGUUGCAGCCCCACCUACCGGUGCAUUCUAUACAACAUCCUGAUUCUGGGCUCAUUUCUACGGCUGUGCUGGAUUUAUAGGUACGAACAGCUGAAGAUCGAGCUGGAGAUUCAGCGGCUAGAACAACGGUAUCACGAUUUCCGUAAAUUGGGCGCAAAAAUAGAUGAUGUGCGGGCGGAGCUGAUGGACAAUGGGGGAACAAAGGCGAUUGUCAAGCCGUUCGCGACGAUAGACUGUGCCCUCCCGAUUCGCUACAGUACCCUCGUGCAAGUUCAGGCCCGGAUUUCCGGCGAUACCGCUCGCCAGAACUUGAUUCUCACCCGAGAGCCGAUGGAACGUUUCCUGUCGGCUUUUCUGAUGCUUUGUAUUGUACGACUGGAUGACUGCUUCGGCUGCUACAAAAACAUGGAAUGUGUCUCGGAGAUGCUACUCAUCCACUCUCAAAGAUACGCAUCAGGAGAUCAUAGCGUUGAGGGGAAUGCCCUCUGGCAUAUGGCGCCUCAGAAUUGGCAUUGCAAUCUGCAGGGAGCCACGCAGGAAUAUGAGUAUCUAGAUUAUUCCCCGUUACAGGGAAGGAAAUUUUCUGAAAAAUUGAAAGUUCGUUUGGAGAAGGCAAAUGUUGAAAACAGCACCGUAUCCAAAAUUAUUGAGGAUAUGGGCAACAAUUUCACCGGCCACCAAACAAUUCUCGAGCCUCAGCGAAAUUACUAUGCGGAAAAGCUCCUCAACUCGAAAAAGAUACGCCGGAAUUUGUUGUACGUGUAUUUCUAUGAUUACGUGCUUUUUGGAUACGAAUUUCCGGACGUUUAU
Mesorhabditis spiculigera is the source of this 834-nucleotide messenger RNA. NCBI's taxonomy places the organism in Eukaryota, Metazoa, Nematoda, Chromadorea, Rhabditida, Rhabditidae. The record is from the annotation of a GenBank genome assembly.